AUGAGCCUUGACUCUGCCACAUUGUCCCCCAUUCCUGUUCCCAAUGCUGUUCGUCUUCAUCAAGGCUGGAAGAUAAACCGUCAGGGCAUUUUUCAUAUUCGUGCACUUGAACUACCCUCACAGGAUGGCCCCCUACGUCCCUCCCACUUCCUUUCAGGACAGGAACGGAUUCCGAUCGUAGAGGAGGUAGUUAGCCCUGGUGUGGAUCACUCACUGGAUGGAACGUUUCAGGGGUGCAAGCUGGAUUCACCGUACUCGAUACAUUAUUACUACGCUGCAUUCGAAGUAUACAUCAUUCCAUCCGAAUGCCUCAUUUCCUGCCCAUGGCUUCAAAAUGCCAUUAACUCAUGUCACCAGAAUGACCCUGAAAUUGCCCCUCUGCAAUAUCACCAAUUUCCCCAUGAUGCACGACGGUACUUGCGGUGUUUUGUCCAUCCCAUGCCGCCACCUAUCCUAUCGCCCAAGCCUAUACCGUUUACCUACUCUGACACCAAAUCUGGGUGGACAGUUGGAAAGACAUUGGGUGAAGUCUCCCUCAAGAGGGUGAGACCGUCGGAGUGGACCAAGUCGAUGAAGAAAGCAACAAAGGGCACUAGCCAGGGCAUUGCAGAAUGUGUCUGCAUGCAGCACUGGGAACAGCAUCUCAUACAGAAUGUGGACCCCGUAACAUCAGGACCAAUCGGUCUGGUGCACGAGCUGGCUAUCAUGUUUAACGACAUCCAAUAUCGCAACCGUUCCAAGCCCGCGGGGCCAACCUACCCUCCUGGAGCGGUUCGCCUCCUUUCCCUUUGCACUUUCACAGCGGAUGGACAUAUCCGAGUGGGAUUUCAUGUGCCGUUUCGCUUUCCAGAGGACGACGAUGGGGCCUCCUCUGAACCAGAAGAAUUCCUCAGUGACAAUGAGUGGGAGAGCGGAAGGUGGGGGGCCUCCACGUUAGCCUCGGAAAGGGAUGAUUCCGAUGUGCCAUCAGCGUCACACGCCUCUCAGCGUCGCAGGAGGUCCAUUAAGAAGCGUUUGCUGCAUCCACGAGUCCCCUCUCAGAGCACGAGCUUCACACAUCAAUGGCGUCAGCGAGGCCGUUCCUCACGUCAACGCUCACCUGCACGAAGAAGCAGAUCACCAGAGCAUGUACAAAGCUCUUACCAUCCGCAUGACCUGCGAGCGGUGGAGCAACAUCCAGUUCAUCAAAGCCCCUGGCCUCCGCGUCCAGUGUCUUCAUCCGAGGAAUUCUCUCAUCAUUCCUCUCGCUUCUCGGGCCAUUCAGGAUUGGGGGGCCUUAGACACCAUCGUGCAGAGUCUCCACAUGCACUUGAACACCAUCGCCAUCUUUCGUCUCCAGGCAUGGAAGAUGUCCGGUUCCACCAAGCCAGAAUGCCAUCAGGCCACACCUCCAACCCGACCCCCCUUAACUGGUCAGAAAACCUACACUCUCGUCCUCCUCCCCUGCCAUCCUCCGAUAAGCUGCUGUCAGGUGCGAGAGCACCUCGUUAUCCCCCAGAACGGCAUCGCCCUCGUUCACCUCCAGUUGGGGAAGAUGUACAGUUCAACCUAGCCCAUACCUCAGCCCCUUUCUCCCAAUACACAUCAGGAUUCCCACCCUCUCGUCCACCCCUGCCAUCCUCCUUUGAGCCACCGCCGAGACCAAGAGCACCAGCCUCAGAUGUCGCAUCGUUCACCUCAGUCGAACAGAUCAUGGCGCAGGAAGGGGGUACAAUGUCCUUGCUGAAAGAAGCUAUGAUUAUUCGAGGAGCCCCCCCUCUGCCCAUUUGGCCCCUUUCCCCCACUCCCGAGGCUGCAGACCAUGUUCGAAAAUGGAGGGAAGGGCUAUCUCAAUCCGCUGUCAAGCGAGCUUACCGUCAGAUGGCAAUCCGCAUCGUGGCAGUAAAUACCCGUGAUGUUUGUCCUUACAAUGGAACAUAUGCUUCCUGGGUUGAUGCCACCCCUCCGGCAAGAACAAGUGUCUUAAACACUUCUCUGAAGUAUCGGGAGUUCGUGGACUUUUGCCAGAGACCAGUCAGCUUCGACCUGCUUCGUCCACACCUCGCGCUCAUUGAGCGCCACCCCCCAUUUCGUUAUAUCGAAGCACCGAUCCUUAACAUUGACUUGCAACGUUCUGCUGAUAAUCUGAAUUGGCUCCCAACGUCUGAGUGGAGGGAACGGAUCAUGGGCACGCAGUCUGUGCUGAGUCAACUUCUUCACCGUGUCCAGAGCACCGUCUCUCAUCUCUGCUGCACCGAGAUCCUCCCCAAACAUCGUGAAACCAUGGCGAUACUGAAGCCUGAAUCGGAAGCCUAUCUUCAGAAGCUUCUCCAAGCCCGAAUGAUUGCGCAGUCCGAGACUUAUCACCAUGAAACGGUUGGCGAGAUUGAACGCCAGAUCGGAGAGCUACAAGGGCAUUUUCGCUACUGCCUCCUUAUUUCCCUUGAUGCAUGUGCCAUAUUGGGUGGUAACGAGCUUCCGACCUGGCCGCUUCAGGAAGAGGCCAUCGGGACCAUCUUUGAUGGUUCAGACGGCACCCGUACUGAGGUCCACGACUCCAGCCUUAGUGCCUCCGCCCAGGCAUAUGCUCUCACUCUGGAACGGUGGGGAGUUCCCCAUUGGAGAGUGGAACAUGGUGACAACCGCUUCGCCAUCUUUCGAUCAUGUCCGCCCAUCCUUGAUUCGGUAGCAGAACAUGCCCUUCAGCAGGAAAUACGGAGCCGCGCUCACUCCAAGAAUUUGCAAGGCGCUGCAAGGGGAGACAUCACUAUAGGAUUUGACUUUGCUGUUACAGAAAUCAUUGCGCGGCCCCGUCCGCCGCAGCAAACCCUGCUCACAGCUCCAUCAAAUGAUUUUUCUGCUCAGCUCUUUGUGAUGGAGCAAUGUCUCACAGCGCUUGUCCCUGAGGGGGUUCCUAUCCCAUUCAAGGACUUCUCUGCCAAGGUGAAGAGCGUGCUGCAAGGAGUCUGGGUAGACUUGAAAUACAAGGAAGGCCUGCAUUCUAGUGUGGCCUUGGAGGGAACAAAAUGGAAGACCAUGAGAGUCCCGUUCCCCAUCGGCGCCCAUGCUCCACUGAAGGCGGCGUUUGUCAGAAUCCCUUUCUCAUACUACCAACCUCAUCAUCCUCUUCCGCUGUCAUUUCAAUCCAUACCUUGUAUCGUCCCGCCUAGUGCUACUAAGGAGGGCCAUCGUACCCCUGAUGUGUGGCUAGGCACAUCCAUACGGCUGUCAGGUCCGGCAGUGGAGCUGCGCGAUGAUUUGGAGGCUGUCGGGCGGUGGGGCGUUCUUGCGUAUCGAGAAGUACGUGACCGCACUGUGAACCAGGAAGUUGUUGGCCGGGCUGGUACGACUCACUGUCUUAACUUGCUCUGCAAGACACAGGAGGGAGCUCAAAGCCUCAAGCGAUACCUCCAAGCAAGAUACCCCGAUGCUGUUCUCAAAGAUAUUGAAAUGGAGGACUAUAUGCCAAGCAGGUACACCGGUGUCUAUGAGCUUGGAUAUAUCAGUGAGACCCUUUCUCGUGGGUUUGACAAGACCACAGUCAUGACUCUCCUGGAUCGUGCACCAGCCCCUCUCAUCCCUCAAGGUCCAGACACCAUGCCUAGUGAGAUAGCCAAACUCUGGGCCCGGAUCUACUCGCAGGACCUCUUUGAAUACAAUCGCUUCCAGAUCAUGACGACGACAACCAACUCAGGACGCAUAUUGUUCAACGUGAUUGAGGUGACGUUCAGAUCUGAUGUGUGUGAAAAAAUGUGCCUGCGUAGGCCCCUCGAGUUGAGUGAAGAGGAAUAUCUAGGUCUCCUUUGUUUCUGCCUCAUCCUUUGUCACCUUCGCCGCUUCAAGCGUGCAUUCCGCCAAAGGAUCUACCCUGCAGAAGGAUCUAUCUACCCCCGUGUUGUUUGUUUCAUUGCCGAUUCUGCAAGGCACCUUUUUGAGGGCAUCGAACUUCGAACAACGGAGAUGUUGAAGAGGUCAGGAAACCCGCCUCAAGAUGAGUUUGAGUCUAUUCGCUGGCAGCCCAAAACUGGCCUCUUUGCACUUAAAGUGGCAGAGAGCCCUCCUGCUCCCCCAAACAGGCCGACUGUGGAAGAAUUACACUCCCAUUUCCAGUUGUAG
Messenger RNA from Cantharellus anzutake, 4095 nucleotides. RefSeq lists its product as uncharacterized. The record is from RefSeq and is a predicted model, not a curated record. NCBI's taxonomy places the organism in Eukaryota, Fungi, Basidiomycota, Agaricomycetes, Cantharellales, Hydnaceae. The transcript is spliced from 3 exons. The coding region runs from base 1 to 4095 and encodes 1364 amino acids.